This is a messenger RNA of Mucor velutinosus, 2508 nucleotides long. RefSeq lists its product as uncharacterized. The transcript has 3 exons. Gene Ontology annotation, molecular function: sulfate transmembrane transporter activity. Lineage: Eukaryota; Fungi; Mucoromycota; Mucoromycetes; Mucorales; Mucoraceae. Gene Ontology annotation, cellular component: plasma membrane. Gene Ontology annotation, biological process: transmembrane transport. Bases 1 to 2508 code for a protein of 835 amino acids. The record is from RefSeq and is a predicted model, not a curated record.
AUGCCUAAUAGUCCAAUUGUGUUAGAUUAUGAGGAGACUUCAUACAAAAAGGAAUUCAUACAAUUCACCCAUGGCAUACCAAAAUAUUUGAAGUAUUACAUCUCAAAUUUACUGCCCAUCAUAUACUGGAUUCAUCGAUACAACUUGACAUGGCUAGUGUCAGAUAUCAUCGCCGGUGUCACUGUGGGCAUUGUUGCUGUUCCUCAAGGCAUGGGAUAUGCAAAAAUCGCCAAUCUUAGUCCUCAAUACGGUUUAUAUUCUUCUUUUGUCGGCUUAUGUCUGUAUUGUUUCUUUGGCACUUCAAAAGAUAUCAGCAUUGGCCCCACAGCCGUCAUGUCUCUCUUAGUGGGUCAAACGGUGACAAAUGUUACAGCAUCCGGUCAAUACACAGCUCCUCAAGUUGCCGUCGUUUUAUCGUUGUUUGGCGGUUUCAUUGCGUUAUUUAUUGGUCUCGUGCGUCUCGGUAUUCUGGUCGAUUUCAUCCCUGGCCCUGCCAUUGCUGGCUUCAUGACAGGCAGCAGCAUCACGAUUUCCGUGGGUCAAUGGCCCAAGCUAUUUGGCAUGAAAUCAGUCAACACACACGACUCUGCGUACCUCAUCUUUGGCAACUUUUUCAAACAUCUGCCAGAAACUAGAUUAGAUGCUGCUUUCGGUAUCAUUGGUCUCGUUUGGCUCUAUUCCGUUAGAUGGGGUACUGGCUACCUUACCAAGAAGUAUCCCAAGCACGAAAAAAUUUUCUUUUUCGCCAACAUUAUGCGCAAUGGUGUCCUCGUUAUUUUUGGAACUUUGAUUGCCUUCUUGAUCAAUAUUGGUAGAGACACAAGCCCCAUCAGUAUCCUCAAGACUGUGCCAUCUGGCUUUACUGCUAUGGCUGUGCCCACUGUAGAUGUGAACCUUGUCUCUGAGGUCGCUGGCACUCUCCCCUCUGUUGUUAUCAUUUUGGUUCUCGAACACGUUGCUAUUGCAAAAUCAUUUGGUCGUAUCAAUAACUACAAGAUUGAUGCUGACCAAGAAAUUAUUGCUAUUGGUGCUGCUAAUGUCAUUGGAAGUUUCUUUGGUGCAUAUCCCAACACUGGUUCAUUUUCUCGUACUGCUAUUACUGCCCGUAGUGGUGCUCGCACUCCUAUGAGCGGUGUAUUCUCGGCUCUUGUUGUACUCCUUUGUUUGUAUGCCUUGACGCCUGCUUUCUACUACAUCCCAGAUGCCAUCUUGUCUGCUAUUAUCAUUCACGCUGUUGCGGAUCUUGUCUCUGGACCCAAGUUUUUGCGCCAGUUGUACAGAGUCAAUCUCUUUGAGCUGUUUACAUUUGCAACUGCUGUCUUGAUCACCUUUUUCACCAAUGUUGAAUACGGCAUCUAUGUCUCUGUCAUUUUGUCCAUUGCUGCACUGCUUCUUCGUAUUGCUCGCCCUCGCUAUUCCGUACUUGGUCGUAUUCCUGUGCAGCCGUCCACCAGCUAUUAUAAUCCCAAAGACCCUCACAGCGAAAAGGGAGUUGUCAUCAUUGACAAGCAAGGAGAAGAAGAUGGCACCACAGCAACAAAGCAAGACGAAAACACCCACUAUAUCUACGUGAAACAAGACCACCAAACACUUCAUCAUCUAGUUGAGGCACCACCCUCUGGUGUUGUCAUUUUCCGCUUCGAUGAAUCACUCACAUACCCCAAUGCCGGCUACAUUUCAGACAAAAUUAUGCACUAUAUUCAAGACAACUUCAACUCUGGUACCCCUGCUCCUACUACCAAAGGCGAGAGAGCCUGGAAUGAUCGUCGUCCAUUAGCCAGGAAGUCUGCUCCUAAUGUAGAUGAGAAAGACAGCGACGCUGCUUCAUCCAACACUGAUCAAACUGUUGGUAAAAACUAUGAAUCAGAACUGCCCAAGCUUCGUGCUAUUGUACUGGAUUGCUCUGCCAUCAACCACUUGGACUCUACUGGUGUACAGACCUUGCUUGAUCUUAAGCUUACUAUCAAUCGUUUUGCAGGCUACGAAGUUGAAUGGCAUUUUGCUGCGAUUGCCACACCUGCUAUCCGUAGUGCUCUCAUUACUGGUGGUUUUGGAAGCCAAGCAGGUCGUGGUCCUCGUACCGGGGAACUAUUGCCCGUUGUUCCAGUCUAUCGUGAUGGACCUCAAUGCGACGUCAACAACAAGGACGGAAAGAUGAAUAACGACCCCGAAGCCAAUGGAUCUUCAUCUUCCAGCUCUUCUAAUGGGCACACUGAUAUGACAAAUCAAUCUUCCCUGAAUGAAAAGCUGGACAAUGAAAUGGAUCUUUCUAUCAGCAAGAUGCCAUCCAUUCAAUCUCAUCAUGAACACAAACAACAUCCCGCUAGUAUCUCCAAUUGCAGCCGUAUGUCGUAUGUCAUCAAUGUCGAUGGACAUGGCCAAGUCGAGUAUUAUCCUCGUUUAGAUCGUGGUCUUCCUAUUGAUCGCUACCCAUUCUUUCACUGGGACUUGGAAGAUGCUGUUCGUGCUGCUUCGUAUACCCCAAAAAGAGAGUCUAAUUCUAGUUAA